Messenger RNA from Taeniopygia guttata (zebra finch), 1034 nucleotides. RefSeq names its product HESX homeobox 1 (gene HESX1). Gene Ontology annotation, biological process: regulation of transcription by RNA polymerase II; pituitary gland development; forebrain development. The record is from RefSeq and is a predicted model, not a curated record. Gene Ontology annotation, molecular function: DNA-binding transcription repressor activity, RNA polymerase II-specific; RNA polymerase II cis-regulatory region sequence-specific DNA binding. Gene Ontology annotation, cellular component: nucleus. Lineage: Eukaryota; Metazoa; Chordata; Aves; Passeriformes; Estrildidae.
GUUAUGUUUUGUUGUUGUUGCUUUUUCUGCAAAAUAUCCUCUAAGAAGCCUUAAAAAUAUGCGGAAUUAACACUUGGCACUUCGUCAACAGAGAGAAGAGCAGGGACCGUGUCUUCAGAGGAUUCCAGAGGUGUGCCAUUAUGGAGAGAACAUUUUGCCUCUGCUGGAGGGUGAAAGUAGCUCUGUGGAUAAGCUAUAAGGAGGACUUGUGGAGAAAUGCAAGUACAGUACCCCUGCUAUGCUGGCUGAGGGUGAAGGCAUGGCCGGUCCCUCGCUGUGUGCUGCCACCACGGCGGCCUCUCCGGACCUGCACAAGGUGCCCGGCUUGGGAGAGAGUAAAACCACACCCUGCUCCUUUUCAAUUGAGAGUAUAUUGGGACUGGAGCAGAAAAAAGAUGGCAUUCCAGCUGGGAAACCUCACAGACCUUGGAUGGAUGCAUGCACCAGCCUGGCUCUCCUUUUCUUGCUCUUUCUAGUUUUAGGUGAUGACAGUAAUCCCCAUCUGCAAACCCCUGUUGUUUGCUAUGAAAAUCCAUUAUUUCAUGCUAGAAGUGAUCCAGUGCAAGAGGAAAACGUUUUGAAAUGUGAAAAAUAUUUUUCAGUUACUGAAAGGCUGUCUUUCAAACGAGAAUUGAGCUGGUACAGGGGUAGAAGACCAAGAACUGCAUUCACUAGAAACCAGAUUGAAGUCUUGGAAAAUGUUUUUAAAAUGAACUCCUACCCUGGCAUUGAUAUUAGAGAAGAAUUAGCUCGCAAAUUAGAUUUAGAUGAAGACAGGAUCCAGAUCUGGUUUCAGAACCGUCGUGCAAAGCUGAAAAGAUCACACAGAGAAUCUCAGUUUCUAAUGGUGAAAAAUACUUUCACCUCCAGCCUGCUAGAGUAGAAGGAAGGAUGGCUUGCUGUUACAGUACUGCUACAGAAAAUGAAGAAUUAUUCAUAACCUGUAUGAAGUAAUGAUAUAGUAAUUAUGAUAUUAUGACCAGAUAUGAAAGUUUACUAUAAUUUUCAUUCAAAUAAACUGUAAAUACUUGAAA